Molecule: messenger RNA, 1830 nt
Organism: Babesia sp. Xinjiang
Lineage: Eukaryota; Apicomplexa; Aconoidasida; Piroplasmida; Babesiidae
Exons: 2
Coding region: 1-1830 (609 amino acids)
Source: RefSeq, a predicted model, not a curated record
AUGCUAGGUGUUGAUACAAAUGUAUCGGUCAUUGGGAAGCUUGACACCAACGGUGUACCACUAUGGAACGAUCGGCGGCAAGUGGCGUGCAGCCUUGCUGUAGUCGAUCGCGUGGUGGAGUUUGGCAACAAUAUACGUGAGCUUGUAAAAAGGGUAGUACAUCCUCAAAUUGUUAGCGAUGAAUACUACCAAUAUGCCCAUUGGCGUAUGUUAGAACGGUUUGCAAUAGCUGCUGGAUUGGCACUUGCUGGGCAGGUGAACCCUGUGCAACCAUCUUCAGCGAAAGAGAAGACCGAAGUAACCGCCGAUUCUGGAGACCACAGUUGGCUCUCAUGGAUGACACGUAGCAAGGUCAGCUCUGCUCUUACCAACAUGGUUCUCAAAGAUAUCGUAUCCCGGGCAUUCAACUUUGUAUGGUUCGGAAAGAUCGGAGCUGGUUUUGAUGACAACCCUAAGGCAUUCAGGUUAUUGGGUGGACUUUUGUGUAGUGUUGCUGGAGUCACAUCUUUUGCUGGUAAUGCCGUCAGAGUGGACUCGAAAGUUCUACUAAAUGUCUGUGUUAACGUACUGAAACAUGUUGGUAUGUUGACAAUGUUAGCAUCACAGGCUGCUUUCCACAGCACUUUCUGUGUGAAAAAUGCAGCAACUAAUGUCGGUGAAAUAACUGCUAAGCUGGAAGCACAAAGUCCGAUAUGUGAUUUUUUGGGAAUGGCUACUGGGAUGCAGCUUGGGUCAUUGUUGUCUGAAACAUCUCUCUCUGCGCAAGCUGGAGCUUUUGCUGCCAUAUGUCUUACAUCUAAUCUUGCUACAUAUAUGUGUGCCAAGAGUGUAUGUUUCCGUACCCUUAACCCGCAACGAUGUUUCGUCCUCCUUGAAGACUUCGCUAGUGUCCUAUUGCGCAGGUUAGAUAGGUACCUGAGGUACCAUAAAAUGCGACUCGAGGCGUUAAGGCAUCGUGCUGACUACGAUGAUGGUGAGGAGACCGAUGACGAUAAUAGCGAUUCGGAGGGAUCAUCUAGUAGCAGCAAUUCAUGUUUUGAGGACGAUGAGUGUGGAGCUAUUGCGGAAAUGAUACAUGACUAUGAGUUUGAUACAGCUAACAGGUUGCUUAGCAGGUUUACAUCCAAGCAUUUAUGUAACAAGCUCAAAAGGGGCAGGGAAAGGGAUGACACCGGUGACGAUGUACGGUAUCCUAAUGAGCCAUUAAACUUGGUACAAAAACGUAUCGGUAUCACGUUUUUAACACCGGAACAAGUAGCUGCACGUGAACCUUUGUUAUUCCCAUGGCGUGACGGCGCACUGAAGCAUGGUGCUGUUAAAUACUCUCUGGCCGAUAUGUCUAUUUGUCCUGCUACAAUUGCGGAGUAUCUAAAGAUCUUUAAAGGCGAACGCUUCGUUGUCGCUUUGGGAUCCGAUGGUGUGGUCGAAUGUGCUAUUCACCGUUCGGCGAAACCUCGUGAUGCUAUGCUUGCGAUAUUAACGUACAAUAUUGCCGAGAAGCUCUGGACACUUCUAGAUGAAUCUAUGGACACUGGUUUUAUCGACCAUCAAUUGGAGCAGAUAUGGGAUAUGUGCAAGCGUUCGGCGGUAAGCCUGAAAGAGGUGCUAAUACGUCUCAACACCAAGGUGAACGUACGGCCGGCCCCUGCUACAAGGACCUAUGACCGAGAGCAGUUGCAAGAGGAGAUGCAACUAUGGAAAUGGGGACUUCAAACGGUUAGAUACGCUUACAACGUCGCACAGGCAUGUAUCGACGAAGUGAUGUUAAGUGCACAAGCUGCUAAAUGGGAUGUAGAAAAGUUUGAGCUAUGUUCGCCAUUCAAGCACUAA